Molecule: messenger RNA, 567 nt
Organism: Parastagonospora nodorum SN15
Lineage: Eukaryota; Fungi; Ascomycota; Dothideomycetes; Pleosporales; Phaeosphaeriaceae
Exons: 1
Coding region: 1-567 (188 amino acids)
Source: RefSeq, a predicted model, not a curated record
AUGUCUGCCUUCAACUCGACCGCCUUUUCCCGCCUGCGAUGGUCUGUAUUCGAAGACCCAUCCACCAUCCGUGUAGCAGACGAUGCCUCAAAACCAGCGCCGUCGCUCACACCGUAUACCCAUCACCAUCCCGUCGCCCUGGAAGCCGCAUGUACGCCUCCCGUGAAAGAGAUUUACUUCACGAUGCAAGUGUACGGCGAGUAUGAAGGCUGGGACUCCUCACCGCUGCAGGAUAUCCAAAGACCUGCAACAGCCUGGCACGAGGUCGCCGUGCGCCGCUCCGACGGGGAUGCUUUACUAGUAGCCGACGUCGUCGAGCAAUUGCACGCAUAUUUCCAGAAGCAGAAAGACUGGAUUCUGGAGGCGCUGACGCCGCUGUAUGAUGUGCAGCAGGGCUUGGAAAUCGACACGCCGAUUCCGCAAGGCGCGCGGGUGUGGUUUGAAGGCUUCGAAGCUAUCGAGGUCAGGGGCGAUGGGACGGUUGGUGUUGCUGUGUGGUUGGAGGGAAUGGAUGAGUUUGGUGUUGAGGAGUUUUGGCGGAGUCGCUAUAGAGAUCGUAAGGAUUGA